This is a messenger RNA of Adelges cooleyi (spruce gall adelgid), 703 nucleotides long. Its product is annotated as troponin C, isoallergen Bla g 6.0101-like. NCBI's taxonomy places the organism in Eukaryota, Metazoa, Arthropoda, Insecta, Hemiptera, Adelgidae. The transcript is spliced from 6 exons. The record is from RefSeq and is a predicted model, not a curated record. Gene Ontology annotation, molecular function: calcium ion binding; enzyme regulator activity. The coding region runs from base 135 to 611 and encodes 158 amino acids.
UAUUUGACGUUUGUCAGUCGGCUGUCUUAAGUGCUAUAGUAGACACCUUUAAAUUUAAUUCUUGGAUAUAGUAUUCGUCGGCGAGAGCGACGCGAUUUUUAUAGUUGUUUUUCGUAUUUUAUAGACGUAACAAAAUGGUAUCAAAAGACGACCUCGAUAAAGAUCAAAUAGCCCUCUUAAAACGGGCAUUUGACGCAUUCGCCCAGGACAAAGGUCACAUAGAAACAAAUAUGGUGGGCACAAUCCUCCAAAUGCUGGGUCAUGAGGUGUCUGAAGAUAGAUUACAAGAAAUUAUAGCUGAAGUUGACGCAGACGGUUCUGGAGAAUUGGAAUUCGAAGAAUUUGUUGCGUUAGCAGCUGGAUUUUUAACAGAAGAUGAACCGGAAGAUGCAGAAGCCAUGCAAGCUGAAUUAAAAGAAGCUUUCAGAUUAUAUGACAAAGAAGGCAACGGUUAUAUAACUACAGAUGUCUUACGAGAGAUUCUAAAAGAAUUAGAUGAUAAAAUUACCAACGAAGAUUUGGACAUGAUGAUAGAAGAAAUCGAUUCAGACGGUUCUGGAACUGUGGAUUUUGAUGAAUUCAUGGAAGUAAUGACUGGCGGAGAUGACUAAACAUCAUAAAAUUAAUUAAUUUGAAUGUUGUGGUUUGUAUAUGUUUCGUUUUAAUAGACCGUUUGUUUGAAUUAAACACAUUUUGAGCUGAA